Thermochaetoides thermophila DSM 1495 is the source of this 894-nucleotide messenger RNA. RefSeq names its product S-formylglutathione hydrolase-like protein. The transcript is spliced from 2 exons. Bases 1 to 894 code for a protein of 297 amino acids. Lineage: Eukaryota; Fungi; Ascomycota; Sordariomycetes; Sordariales; Chaetomiaceae. Gene Ontology annotation, biological process: formaldehyde catabolic process. The record is from RefSeq and is a predicted model, not a curated record. Gene Ontology annotation, molecular function: S-formylglutathione hydrolase activity. Gene Ontology annotation, cellular component: cytosol.
AUGGCAUCUGCCUUCACCAUCAAAGCAACCAUCGCCUCCUUCGGCGGCAAGCUCUUCAAGCUGUCCCACAACUCCGCAACCACCACAACCCCCAUGGCCCUGAACCUCUACCUCCCGCCAAAAUCCUUCACCACCCCGACCCCCAAAGUCCCCCUCCUGAUCUACCUCUCCGGCCUGACCUGCUCCCCCGAGAACUGCUCUGAAAAGGGCUUUUUCCAGCACCGCGCCUCGCAACUCGGCUUGGCUAUCCUCUACCCCGACACCUCCCCGCGCGGCCUCAACUACCCCGGCGAGACCGACAGCUGGGACUUUGGCGUCGCGGCCGGGUUCUACCUCGACGCGACCCGCGAGCCGUGGAGCGGCGGCUACAAGAUGGAGACAUACCUGACCAGCGAGCUCCCCUCUACCUUGUUCAACGACACCGAGUUCGGCAAGUAUCUGGACGCUGAAAAGGUCUCCAUCACGGGCCACUCGAUGGGCGGGCACGGCGCUCUGACGCUGUAUUUGCGCCAUCCGGAACUGUAUAAGAGCGUGAGCGCCUUCGCGCCGAUCUCGAACCCGGUGAACUGCCCUUGGGGACAGAAGGCUUUUGCGGGGUACUUGGGGGAGGAGGAUAAGGAGGCGUGGAAGGAGCAUGAUGCGACGGAGUUAAUUCGGAAGGGGGUGUGGAAGGGGAAGGGGGAUAUGAAGGCCCUGGUAGAUGUUGGAUUGGCAGAUGGGUUUUACAAGCAAGGGCAGUUGCUGCCGGAGAAUUUGGAGGCUGCGGCGAAGGAGGCGGGUGUGGAAGGGUUGACGGUGCGGUAUCAUGAGGGUUAUGACCAUUCGUACUACUUCAUUUCGACCUUCGCUGCUGAGCAUGUCGACCAUGCAGCGAAGCAUCUGGGGCUGUUGUAA